AUGAACUUUGUCACCUUCAACCAGGACUAUAGCGCCUUGGGCGUCGCCACCAAAAAGGGCAUCCGCCUCUACGACACCGAACCCUUCUCCAAAUACUUUGAAGGCGAAGAGGGCGAUGUCUCAAUCAUGGAGAUGCUCUUCUCGACCUCGCUGGUCGCCUUGAUACAGUCGCCGCGUCUUCUGCGGAUACGGAAUACCAAGAGACACUCGACGAUAUGCGAGCUCACUUUCCCCACCAGGGUUCUCGCUGUGCGCCUGAAUCGCAAGCGCCUCGUGGUGGUGUUGGAAGACCAGAUUUAUUUAUAUGAUAUCAGCAACAUGAAAAUGCUCUACACAAUCGAGACGUCACCAAACCCGCACGGAAUCGUCGCAUUAUCGCCCUCGUCGGAGCGCAACCACCUAGUCUACCCUCUUCCUAAGAAAGAUGCACCAAAUUUCUCCGCCGCGCCGCACGCGCCGCCCACAGGACCCCAUGUCGCCCCUAGGACAGGAGAAUUGCUCAUAUUUGACGCGACGAAAAUGGAGGCUGUAAAUGUCAUCGAGGCGCAUCAAGGACCUCUAUCAUGCAUUGCCCUCAACAACGAAGGCACAUUACUAGCCACCGCUUCGGAAAAGGGCACCAUCAUCCGCGUAUUUUCGGUCCCGGACGCGCAAAAGCUGUUCCAGUUCAGGAGAGGCUCGAUACCGGCCAAGAUCCUCAGCAUGGCCUUCAACUCGACAUCCACCCUUCUCUGCGUGUCAUCAGCCACGGACACGGUCCACAUCUUCCGGUUGUCACCGCAAGCCGAGUCGCGCGAUAGAAAUGGUGUGUCUCCGUCUCCCUCGCGGCGGCCGUCGUCCGGGUCCAUAGAGCGCGACCUCAGCCCCAGCAGCGAGCAAGACGACAGCACAGAGCUGGAUCGCGAAAACGCGGCCACGACCGCACCUGUCGCGCCGGAGCGCAAACAAAACAACCCGGGCCUGGCGAGCAUGCUGCGGCGGACGUCGCAAAACGUAGGAAUGGGCUUCGCGGCAAAACUAGGCGGAUACCUACCCAGCGCGGUAGCAGAGAUUUGGGAGCCGUCGCGGGACUUUGCGUGGGUGAAGAUACCAAAGCGGCCGAACGAAAGCGGACCGCCGCUGCAUCCGAGUAACGUGGUCGCGAUGAGCAACAACGGGCCGCAGGUCAUGGUGGUGACACACGAUGGCAGCUUCUUCGUCUUCAACAUUGAUCUCGAGAAGGGCGGGGAGGGCACGCUUGUGAAGCAGUACUCGUUAGUGCCGCAUCCGAGUCUGGAGACGCCCGAGAGGAGCUAG
This is a messenger RNA of Aplosporella prunicola CBS 121167, 1296 nucleotides long. RefSeq lists its product as uncharacterized. The transcript has 4 exons. The record is from RefSeq and is a predicted model, not a curated record. The coding region runs from base 1 to 1296 and encodes 431 amino acids. Lineage: Eukaryota; Fungi; Ascomycota; Dothideomycetes; Botryosphaeriales; Aplosporellaceae. Gene Ontology annotation, biological process: protein localization to phagophore assembly site; nucleophagy; protein lipidation. Gene Ontology annotation, cellular component: phagophore assembly site membrane; extrinsic component of membrane; fungal-type vacuole membrane. Gene Ontology annotation, molecular function: phosphatidylinositol-3,5-bisphosphate binding; protein binding; phosphatidylinositol-3-phosphate binding.